GUUGUAGGCCUUAUUAUUACUAUACUUGACCUUUACCAUUUUUUGUAAACAAAUCCUUUUAAUGGCGUUGAAGGAGCCAGAAAAAGAGUCUCAAAAUACAAAAAAUGCAAAUAAAUUGCAAGUCUCCAGCUGCAUGUCAGAUUUGUCGGAAAAAUCUCAGCAUUUGUUUGGCUCUUUGCUAAAGCCUCAAGUACCUGUCAUUCAAUACAAUCUAAAUCAAUUAGAGGAGCGAGCAAAAAAAUUAGAAUUAAAGGUUGUCUCCACACGUGAUGGCGAUACCAAAGCACAUUAUUUACUCGCAGAGAGUGGUAUGAAUGUAGAACAGACCCGCCAAAAGAUUUACUCUGUUCACAUACAUUCUCAAUGGGAUUCCCUUGAGAUAGAAAAGCGUACGUUGUACGAACGCCCUCACGCCAAAAUAUAUAAAGAGCAGAAUGUAAUUGCUAGUAUUGAAGGGGGCCUGCAAGCAAGCGCCAACGAUUUCCAAAUAAAAUUAAUGAAAGAUAGCGGUGUUGCUUGGGAAAACCGAAAAAUGAGUUUUUUGCAAGAUACAGGAAAGAUGUUGCGCUCCAAGGAUAAUACUGUUUUGGGUGCAUCCGUUACCAUGUCUCUGCAAUCUAGCUUUGCCAAGCCUACUCUUAAGGGGUCGUUACUUGCUCAAUCACAUCCAGCGCAUUCUUUGAGAACACCAGCCUCAAGCGUACUGCAUGUCGCUGACCAAACUUCCUCAAUGUUAGGGAAUGAAGCAGCCCGUAGUCAACUUUCAAGCCUGUCUGGAAUUCCAGAAAAGGUUGGGUUCUUUGCUGCUGCUAUUCACAAAUUAAACGAUGCUCGCAUUCAUGGUAGCAUUGUCCGGGUAUGGUCGUUAUUUGCUUCUGCUAGCAGAAAAAUCGAUCGAGAAUAUCCUCAGCUUUUAGAUGCAUGGUCUUUAUUAGCCUAUAUGGUGGAUGAGAAAUCAAAUAAUGUACAUGCUUUCGAAUUAAAGACGGCAAAUAGCAGUGACAAGACUAAUGUGAAUCCUUCAUUUCAGUAUAAUAUCAUCCAUGGAUCCUUGCGCUUUUUAGAAGUUCAGUUUUUAGCGUUUGUUGAUGCGCAAUUAUCUGAUAACGGCCAUGUUUCUUCGACAAAACCAUUGGAUAAAAUGAUUGCUUUCAGUCGGUUACGGUUCUUCAAGAAUAAUUCUUGGGUUAAGCCAACUAUCUCAAUUGCUGAUGACAUUCCUGUGUGGGCAGUCUUAUUUUACCUUAUGCGUGCUGGUCUGCUGGAUCUCGCAUCAGAGUUUGUUAGCACUAAUGCACAUGUAUUUGAAAGUUUUGGUCGUUCUUUUCCUUCAUAUUUCAAUGCUUAUGCUAGAAAUCCUCAUCAACCUCUUCCCAAGCAACUUCGUGAUCGUUUGCAAGCUGAGUAUGCCCAACUCAUGAAAUAUGCUCCGGAAGAUCCAUUUAAGCAUGCUAUUUACAAACUCCUUGGUCAAUGCGAACCUCAUCGUAUUUCACUUCCUGAAGUAUGCAUUACUUCCGAAGACUAUAUGUGGAUGCAAUUAAUGUUUUGUCGAGCUAAUGCUAACAAUUCUCUCACCUCUGAUUUGAAUCAGCGCUCGGUAAAUAACUUUGAUCUGCAACAACUUCAGAAGAAGAUUGUAGCUUUCGGACCGAGAUAUUUCAAUCCUAAGAAUAGCACUCCUGUAAAUUAUUUCCUUGCCCUUUUAAUCUGUGGUGAGUUUGAACGUGCUGUAAAUUAUCUGUAUACCUUUUACCCCGUUGAAGCUACCCAUUAUGCUAUCGCCAUGUCCUACUAUGGCCUUCUUCAUACCUGCAAUUAUGAAAAAAACGAAAAUAUUCUUAUUCAUGAAGCAGAUAGCGUGCGCAUUAAUUACCCGCAACUUAUCGUAGCCUAUAUUGGUUACCUUGGCUCCGUAGAUACAUUGGUUUAUGUUGACUAUAUCGCCUGUAUAUCUCUUGUCUCAUCAUAUAAAACGUGUUGCAUGAACUUGGUUAAAAUAUUGCUUCUUCAAUCGCAUGACUUUUCAAAAUUUUUGGGAGAUAUUCGGGAGGAUACCGAGCGAACAACUGGUUUACUUGAUUUGUAUCUGCCGUUAGUACCAUUUGAUCAAGACUCAUUACAAGCGUUGUAUGCAGAAGGCGCUAGAAACGCAGAUGAUGAUGGGCGUUACGGAGAUUCCAUUCUCUUAUAUCACCUCCUAGGAGAUUAUGAUACCGUGAUCGGCGUUGCUGUGAAAAACCUAAGUCAGAGUAUACUCUCGCGCGGUCUGUGGAUGGCAGAUUCUCAAGACCAGAGUCAACAGAAGUCCUCACCCAACGUUGUAGCUAAUGGAGCACCAGACGUUCUGGCAAGGAGUCUUUUGGAAAUCUAUGAAGCUAAUCUCGAGAAAUCAGCGAAAGUAAGUAAGACCAAUAGAGACAUGUGCAAGUUACUGCUUCGGGUUAUGGAUGCAAGGACCCUGUAUGAUAAGGGAGAAUGGAAGGGAGUUUUGAGUGAAAUUGCGAAAAUGGAUAUUUUACCUCUUGAUGGAAAUAUGGAACAUGUACCUGAAUCUUUAAAUUCUCUUUUUUUGCGUCAAAAAGCAAUUAAUCUCUUGACAUUACCGCCGGAAAUCACUAAUGUCGUUUCUUUCUUACUGUUUAUGGCCAUGUCUAGUAUCAAAGAGUUGUUUAAUACUUUGCAUAAAAAUCCUGAAGAAGCUGAGAAAGGUUUAAUAUCAAACUUACAAUUUAUAGCUUCGAACUUGAUUAUGUAUAGUACUAUGAUUGAGCAUCGGUUGCCUCCACAAGUCCUUGAAUACUUGCAGUCGGUGCAAAUUAAUUAAACGUUUAAGCAAUAUUGCUUUAAUACAAAUGAUAAAUAGAUAUCGGAAUGUUUGCUGAUGAUAAAGACAACUUUGUGGGUUGGAUAAUAAAAUCAAUAACUUUUUCUUUUUGGGCUCAAUCUUUGCAAUGACUUUUUAUUAAUCUAUGAACCUUACUAGAAUCAGAAAUAUGGAAUUCUACUUUGACCUUACCUUUCUUCUCAUUUCUACCAAACCAGCGUUCAAUUUCAGUGUGUAUUCCUUUAUUAACGUUACAUAAUUAAUUCCGCAUCAAAAAGCAGUAUUAUCCUAUAACGAAACAUUGACCUUCGUUAUUCAUAUUAUGGACA
This is a messenger RNA of Schizosaccharomyces cryophilus OY26, 3156 nucleotides long. RefSeq names its product nucleoporin Npp106. The record is from RefSeq and is a predicted model, not a curated record. The transcript has 2 exons. Gene Ontology annotation, molecular function: structural constituent of nuclear pore. Gene Ontology annotation, cellular component: nuclear pore. Bases 62 to 2827 code for a protein of 921 amino acids. Gene Ontology annotation, biological process: poly(A)+ mRNA export from nucleus; protein import into nucleus. NCBI's taxonomy places the organism in Eukaryota, Fungi, Ascomycota, Schizosaccharomycetes, Schizosaccharomycetales, Schizosaccharomycetaceae.